This is a messenger RNA of Aedes albopictus (Asian tiger mosquito), 2034 nucleotides long. Its product is annotated as E3 ubiquitin-protein ligase RNF185. The transcript is spliced from 3 exons. Bases 484 to 1224 code for a protein of 246 amino acids. Gene Ontology annotation, molecular function: ubiquitin protein ligase activity; ubiquitin-like protein conjugating enzyme binding; metal ion binding. Gene Ontology annotation, cellular component: endoplasmic reticulum. Gene Ontology annotation, biological process: ubiquitin-dependent protein catabolic process. The record is from RefSeq and is a predicted model, not a curated record. NCBI's taxonomy places the organism in Eukaryota, Metazoa, Arthropoda, Insecta, Diptera, Culicidae.
CCCUAAGUUGAGAACAAAUCAGUCGCGUACGAGUGUUGUCACAUUUUACUGUCAAAUUCCUAUAAGAGUUUUGUUAUCCUUGUUCCGUGUGUUGCGAGACGUAUAUUCACGACAAUAUUUUUUUUGUUUGGUACUUUGGUGGUAGUAGGCUAGUGGUCCCGUGGCUCUGUCGUGGUUUACCGUAGAAGCGCGACGUAGUUCGAUUCGUUCGGGCGUAUUUUUAUGAACCCUAUCUUUGGCAAAUUUGGCCCAUAAACAGUGGAAAAUUUUCGGGAAAUCAAUCAAGCAAACAACCAAUUGCCUACCCUCAGGAGAGUUGGUAAACAGGGCCGAGUGAAAUUCAGUGAUUAACGCAGUGUUAUUCAGUUCAGGGAAGAGAUAAGCGAUUCUGAAAAUUUGAAUAGUGGAAAGUUUUAUUUUUAUGAUAAUUGAACCAGUUUUGUCAGGUGUUUCGAGAAGAGUUUGACGACACUCAACAAAACCAUGGCAUCAACGGUCGAGAGUGCCCCACCGCAGCCCUCGGCUCCCAGUUUGGAAGAUCUGAAUUCGGCAUCCACCUCGCAGCAAUCCACAACCGGUCCCAGUCCAUUCUCGAAAGUCACAUCCCCCAGUACCGACCCGGAUCCAACGGCGAAACCAAUCUCCACAGACCAGCAGGAUUCGGCGGAAUCGGCAACGAGCAGUUCCGGAACGAGUACCGGCAAAUCCAAAAUUAACCUCGAAGAUGCCCCCGAAGAUGGCGAGGAGAAAAAGGACGACUCGGUGUUCGAGUGUAACAUCUGCCUGGAUACGGCCAAGGACGCGGUGGUCAGCAUGUGUGGGCAUCUGUUCUGUUGGCCGUGCAUACACCAGUGGAUGAACGGCUACCGGAAUACGUGUCCGGUGUGCAAAUCGUCCAUCAGCAAGGAGAAAGUCAUUCCACUGUACGGUCGGGGCGGCAGCAAGGAAGAUCCCAGAAAAACCGUCCCGCCUCGGCCGGCCGGCCAGCGAACCGAACCGGAACAGCCCCAGGGCUUCCAGGGCUUCACCGGCGACGGCGGGUUCCACAUGUCGUUCGGCAUCGGCGCCUUUCCGUUCGGAUUCUUCACCUCAACGCUAAACUUUGGCGAGUUCCGGGGCAACCCGCCGCACGAGAACACCCGCGAGUACGAGGAGGACCAGUUUCUGUCGCAGAUUUUCCUAUACGUGGCGCUCAUCUUCAUGGCCUGGCUGGUGCUGGCCUAAUGGAUACGAGUAAAAAUACGCUAGUCUUUGUCGUCGUCGUGCGUGCGUGCAAGCGUGUGAUGAUCACACGCGGUAAGUAUGAACGGAACCCCCCUGAAUGAGUGCGUGGACGUGGUCUGCUGGGCUGGUGGUCUAUUUGUGAUAUAAUAAACGUUAAUCUUUUUACAUGCUUGUGGGAAUUUUUGGGCGCGUUCUCGCCGAAGAAGCUCAAUUUAGUGUUGAGAUAGAAGAACAGAUAAAUUCUCCCUUUCAAAAUUAGAGCAAAUUACAGCUAACACCUGUGUAAUGAUAGAAAAUAUCUUAUCACUAGUAUCACUAGAACAGAACGAAACUGUGACCGUUGAACGGUGAGAAAAAAUGGAUAUAAAUGUUCAGUUUGGAUUCAUUUUUGCCCACUGUGACAGAUGUUUGAUUGGCAUUAGAAUGCAUUGUGGUCUUUCAUAAGUAGCUACCCAUUUUUCAAGCCUAUACUAUUAUUUUACUUCUGUUGAUUUUACCAAUUGCUACAACAUAUGAUAUACACACUCGUUCCGUUUGUUUUACACUUUAUGUUUUAUUCUUUGACCGACGCGAAAUGCUUUUAUCGCGCCUGUCAACUAUAUCGAAACUCGUCUCUAUAUAAAGCUGAACUGAUGAUGCUUUACAACAGCUAUACAGAGUAUGUUGGCUUCAGGCAAGGCAACGAUGAUAUGAGUAGAGAGGAACGAUAGCAAGGAGUUUGUAUAAUUUAUUUGGAAGUGAUUUGUGGGCGAACUAUAUUAUCGUAUAUUUAAGGAAUACAAUAAAAUGCAAUCAAUAUUUGAAAAAUCA